AUGUCCUCGCCUCUUAUUACAUUGGCUUCAUCGUCCAACCCGCCUUACACGAGCACGACGAUUCUCCGGGAUCCUUCAUUCGCGGCGUAUUUGAAUGGCGCCGAGGAAAACUUUGUCCUAAGACUUAACGGCAGCACCGGCACCUCCGUUUCGAUCCCACUGGACACGUCAGAAAUCGAUGUUGUCCAAACGGAGAAAUAUUUCGACGAGAAUUAUGAUCCCGACCUAAAAAGAGACUGCGAGCGCAAUCCGGUAGACAUUGCGACACCGAGCGUUCAUUCCGAGUCGACAUGGAACAGCCAAGCCGCUUUAUUACAAAAACAACCUAGGAGUACCAAAAUGAUCCAUUUUCUUGCACGCUUCGGCUGCGGCAGUUCCUGCCGAGACAAGAACUCCGGCAGCAGCAGCCGCAACGGUACCGGUAACGGUAAAUCGGGGCAGGGACACCAAAAUAACGACGUUGAUUUCAGCUUCCCGGGUUUUAAUCCGAAGGCGGGAAAUCAGUCGAUGUUUUCGAACUCUUUUAUUGGAGCUGGGACCGGACAAGACGGUAGAAGUAGCCGUUCCUCGUCCAUGGCAGACAGCGACAGCUGCGCGAGUUCAGACCUAUUCGAAAUCGAGAGCUUGUCGCCAAGAAACGGAUAUGCGCCCAGCUCCGACUUCUCGGUCAUGUCCGAAUCCGAGGAUGUGAAAUCUUCCCGACCUCCUCGGCAGCGGAAGAUUGGCUCGUUUAAACCGCGAUGGAAUGUUCUGUCGGGAUGCAUGAACCGCAAGGCUGUCGAGAUCGUCGGCGCCAGAGCAACCGAGGUUUCGAACAAGGCCUCGUAUAGUUAA
Andrographis paniculata is the source of this 834-nucleotide messenger RNA. Its product is annotated as protein PHYTOCHROME KINASE SUBSTRATE 1-like. Lineage: Eukaryota; Viridiplantae; Streptophyta; Magnoliopsida; Lamiales; Acanthaceae. The transcript has a single exon. Gene Ontology annotation, biological process: phototropism. Bases 1 to 834 code for a protein of 277 amino acids. The record is from RefSeq and is a predicted model, not a curated record.